AUCAAGUAUAGAAAAAUGGCAUCCGAGUUUUCUAGUUAAGCUAAAUCGACGUCAAGAGCCGUGUGUCAUGGGACGUAGUCGUACACCAUCCCCAUUAAGGAGAAGAGAUCGAUCGCGAGAUCGCGACCGUGAAAGAGAACGCGAUAGAGAUCGCAGAAGAAGACGGUCUCGUGAGAGACGAAGAAGAAAUUCCGUUCGAAAUUUACAAUAAUUGGAAAGAGAGCGUGAACGAGAUCGAGAAAGGCAUAGACGUUCGUAUAGUAGAUCCAGAUCCAGAGAUAGACCCAAACCUAAGCAAAAGCCUACUGCAACAGAACGUCCCAUUGUGACAGAGGCUGAUCUUCAAGGAAAAACACCCGAAGAACAGGAAAUGAUGAGAAUAAUGGGUUUUUGUGGUUUUGAUAGUACCAAGGGUAAAAAGGUCGAUGGAAAUGAUGUAGGCGCUGUCCAUGUCAUCUUAAAAAGAAAAUAUAGGCAAUACAUGAAUCGAAAAGGAGGAUUCAAUAGACCAUUGGACUUUGUGGCAUAAAGCAUUUGUUUUGUGCAUGCAAAUUUAUCAGAAAAUUAGCGAAAACAAACCAACAUGUGGAUACUUAAGGAACCCUGUUUCGUGAGAUUAAUAAUAAUUGUAAUAGUAAAUGCACUAAAAAUGAUGAAAAGAUCGUGUCAGAGGUAUUUCAAGGACAAAAAAUCUUUGAAAAAUCAUAUGAAUUCAUUUAUAUUACAUAUAC
Molecule: messenger RNA, 731 nt
Organism: Dufourea novaeangliae
Lineage: Eukaryota; Metazoa; Arthropoda; Insecta; Hymenoptera; Halictidae
Gene: ytr
Product: U4/U6.U5 small nuclear ribonucleoprotein 27 kDa protein
Exons: 4
Biological process (GO): RNA splicing
Cellular component (GO): precatalytic spliceosome
Source: RefSeq, a predicted model, not a curated record